AUGUGUUCAGCAAAUGAAGAGAAUAAAGCGGUUACCAAUUUUAGAAAAUACUUACAAAUACCCACUGUCCAUCCUAAUGUUGAUUAUAGUAAGUACCUACUUAUCUGCGUAUUUUCAUUUUUAUGUUUAGUUUUUCAAUUAAAUUUCGUGCAUACCUAAAUGGCUAAAUGUCCUGUUAAUAUUUUAAUAUCUCACAAAUUUAAAAUUUUUAGUCAUUAUAACAAUAGGAAAAUGUUGGUUUUAAUGACAAAUUAAACACUUUUACAGAUGCAGGGGUUGGUCUAAUUUGUUUGAAUUAGAUAGGUAGGUAUAUUUUUAUUUCUGUUUUGCAACUUUCCUCCAUUAGGUAUUACCAUCUACUUUUCUCUUCAAUUGUAAGCUAAAAUUGUAUCUUUAAUCUUUCAUAAUUUGAUUCAUAUAUUCUUAUCUUAGGUCUUUUUAUGUAAUUUUUCCAUUGAACAGUUCUAUAAUUAAUUUCAGCAAGCUUCUAUAUUUGAUUAUGUGUCCAUCUUCUUAAACAGCUUUUCCAUAGUGUUUUUCUUUUUGGUAUUUUAUUUAGUACUUCUUCAUUUGUUAUUUUCUCUAUACUGUGUUCAAUGUAUACAUUGAGAGGAGAACGUAGAGGAUGUAGGUACAUGAAAUAAUUAGACUCAACUCUGAGUAUUGUAAUAAAAAACAUAGGUCCAAUAAUUAUUCUUCACAAAAUUAUUUUCUAAGUACAAAUUUUUAUUUUAGGCUUUAUGAGCUAAAUGUCUCAAAAAUGGCUCAAAAUUAAUUAGGUUACAAUUAUUUUAAUUUUUAAUCAUUUUAAAAAUAAAAAGUAUAAUUAAUAUAAAUAAAAAAAAAUUUAGCAAUAACUUAUAUUUUAAACUAUGUCCCUUAAAAUCUAAUUAUAUUGUGGUUGUUGUAAUCCUUUACAAUUUUGAAAAUUAUUUUGUCAACAUUAACCAAUUUUUUUAAAUUUUUUGGAGAACUAUUUCCAGCUUCUAUUUGUUGAUAAAAUGUAUUACUUCCUGACUGAACCUUUCUUAAGUUUUUAAUAAAUGCCCACAUUAUCUUUAUAACUACUGAUUAUUUGGGGAUAGCCCGAAUGUAUCCCCAAUUUCAUCGACAAAUUAUAUUAAAUUGUCUGCAAUCGUACCGAUAAAUCCGAAGUUAUAGGUAUCCAUUUUAUAUUUAAUAUUACAAUAUUUUGCUAUAUGCUGUAUAUUAAAUAUAUGUCAAAACUGCUUUACGCUAAACCUGUCUCAUGCUAAAAUAGCUUUCACCAAAAUGGUUUACAACAACAUGGCCACGCCAAGAUAUCCUAAACUGAAUUUCUUGACAUUAUCCUUCCAUCUUUUCCGCGGUCUUUCUCUUGGUAUUGGUGCUCUCAUUAUAUAUGUCAAUGUUUUUUUUAUACCUUUUUCUAUCGGCCUUCCCAUUCUAUCCUUCUGCCUCUGAUGAAUUGCAUCACUAAUUCUCUUUUGUAAUGUCUGGUUUAUACGAUGCGUAGUAUUUGUCAUUAGUACUUGUUAAUCGCUGGUAUAGUUUGGCGUUAGUUCUUAUUUUCUAUUUUUAUUCAGUUUUGUUUACGGAUCCGUAAAUUUAUCUUAGAACUUUUCUCUCACCAAAACGGAAUUUGUCAUCACCUCUCGUCGUUGCCCAUGUGGCACACGCAUAUGUCAAUACAGGACGGAUAUAAAUUAUGCAUCUUCUUUUGGUUCGCUUGACAACAUUUUGGAUUUAAAGAGGGAUUCAGUGCAUAAUGGCAUCGGUUAACAGCACCUAAUCUGAUAUUGAUCUCUCCAUGCAUGUUGAUUUGGCUAUCUAGGUACUUGAACUCUUUAACUUGUUCAAAGAUGUUAUUUUUCACGUAGAGAUUAGUACAAUCACCUCCUCCUCGUUUUACCAUCAUGUAUUCAGUUUUUCCACUAUUGAUUUUUAACCCAAUACCUCCUAUCUUUAUCAGAUCUUCAACAAUAUUCUGAAUACCCUUUCAUGACCAAUAUGCUGGUAAGACAUUUCCUUCGUCAAGGUUUAAUGUUUCAGUUUGUGAUAUUUUCCUUAUUACACUUUCCAGUGCUAUAUUGAAAAGCACUGGUGACAUCAUAUCCCCUUGUUUCAAUCCACUAUUAAUUAUAAAUGAAGAUGAUAUCUCUCUGUUCACCUCGACUCGGCUGCUAGUCUUCGUGUUACACAAUUGUACCAUGUUGAUUAGUUUAGUUGGUAUACACAAUAUUUAAGAAUUUUCCAUAGAAUUUUCUGUUUAUGCUGUUGUAGGCUUGUUUGAAAUCUACAAAUAUCACACGUAGGUUUCGCGAAUUCGUAUUUUUUUUCCAUAAUUUGCAGUCUUAUGACAAAUAUGUGAUCAGUAGUUGAUUUAUUUAUCCUGAAUCCGAUUUGGUAGUUGUUUAUAAUCUCAUCUGUAUAUAUUAGCAAUCUUUUGAGUAUGAUUAAUAAUAAUACCUUAAAUUCAGUGUUCAACAAUGUUGAUUUUCUGUUAUUUCGGUAACCUUUUUUUAAAAUUGGAAAUAUCAAUGACAUUUAAAAAAAAAAAAUACUGUUUUUGUAGUUUGUUUUUAAUGUUAGGUAAAUGUGUAGAAUUUUUACAAUUGCAAGCUAAAAGUAUGGGCUUACCAUCAUCAGUCCACUAUAUGGCACCAAAAAAACCUGUUGUAAUAAUUACAUUUCAAGGACAAAAACCUCAAUUAGAAUCUCUUUUGCUUACCUCUCAUAUGGAUGUUGUACCAGUUUAUCCAGUAGGUAUUUACGUUUAGAUCUCUAUAAAUAUUUAUUUUAUCAAUAAUAUGUAAUAAUUAUUUACCUAUAGGAAAAAUGGACGUAUGAUCCAUUUUUGGCUUACAAAGAUGAAAAAGGAAAUAUAUAUGCUAGAGGAACUCAAGAUAUGAAAAGUGUCGGUAUACAAUAUUUAGAAGCGAUACGAAGAUAUGUUAAUGAGAAAUUAACUUUCGAUAGAACUAUACAUGUAUCAUUCAUGCCUGGUAUAUUUAUUGUAUAUAGUUUUAAAAAUUAAAAAAUAAUACCUACCUAACCUAGAUAUUAUACCAUUAAUGGACUUAUAUUUCUGUAUAAUUAUUUAAAUGAUACGUAAAUACUACAUAAGUAUAAAUUGUAGGUACAUAUCUAUCUACAAAGUUUUAGUUCUAAAUAAAUUUAAACAUAACUUUUAUUAAAAAUUAAAUAAAAACUUCUUCAUUGCAAAUCUUUCUUACAUUGUUCAAAAUUGAUAAAAAUGUGAGUUUUUAGGCAUGCUCACUUUAUUUUACAGUUUAAUUAUGCGUACAUAUUUAGAUUCUGAUUUUUGGAUUUUUAAGUGUAGUUAAAGACAAUAUUUUUGAAUAAUUAUAAAUUUCACAUUUAAAGAGUAUAGGUACUUUGGUGAUACCAACUUUGAUUUUUAAACGAGAACACACAUAUUUUUUUUAUUUUAUUUUAAAUAUUAAGGAUAAUAAUUGAUAGGUAGUAUAUUUUAAACACAUUGUUAACCUCUAAGAGUUUGUUAAAAUUAAUAGAUCAUUUUGUAAUAUUGUUCAAUUGAGUGAGUAUUUUUACUAUUAGUAGAAUCUAGGUACAUACCUAUAAGAAAAUAUGUUAUGUAACAUAGUAGAAACCUAAUUAAAAUUACUAAAUUUACACAGUCGUAAGUAUUUUAAAUGUAUUUAUAGUAGACUAUUAUCUUAGUAUUUAAAGUACAACUCAAAAACUGUUCAUUCAAAUUUCAGUUACAAUACGUUGUCAUUUUCAGAAGAGUUAUCCAAUUCAUAAUUUGCGUUGAACUAUGCAGAUUCUAAUUUAAAAAUUAAAGUUUGUAUUGCCAACAAGGUACUCCUUAAAUUGUAUGACUCUUCUAUUUUUUUUCGGUUUAAAGAAUUGGUUAAUAUUGAUCGUACAUUUUAUGGUUAUUCUAAAGAUAAAGCUGGUUUUCAAAUUAAUAAAAUUGGUUAAUUUUGAAAUUGUUUUUUUUAAAACAACACUGUAUAAUAUUAUAACAUGUAACUAUGUAAAUACUAAAUGGAGUAUAUAAUUUAUCUACUACUAUAAAAAUAAAAAAAUAAAACAGCUAUCCUAGAAUAAUGAAACAAUAGAAUAAUGUGCAACUACUAUUAUAGGUAAUUUAAUGAAUACUUGUAAGCAAUGAUAAACCAAGGCUAACGAAAAUACGAUUCUGAGGGGAGUUCAGUCGAUAGUAAUGCUUUGUCAACAAUAUAUAUGUCAUACUAUGGUAAAAUAAUUAAAUCGGCAUUAUAUAUUUUUUUUAAUAAUAUUUGUUUAAUUGUUUACCGAGUUCCCCGUUUUUACACAUUUCCUGAGAAAACGCCUGAGAAUAUCAAAAAAUGACAUUCUAAAAGUACUUUCCCUGUCAGAUUUCCUUUCAGAAAAGAUGCUACACUUAAAAAUCGGAGCAAAAUCACUGAUAGAAAUAUUGUCCAUAGAAAAAAAAAAUGAACAUCUUUGUAUAAAAUAAGCUUCUUCGCUCCAUUCUGAAUCCACUUAAAACUAAUAACAAGACAAAAAUAAUCAGAGUUAACACAAUUGACGACAAUUACCUAAUUUAAACAUUUUAAAUUAAUAUGAAAUACUAAAUAAUACUAAUAACGAAAUAACUGUACCUAACAACUAAUAGUACCAAUUACUAUUGAGGUAAAAAACUACAAAGUAAAAGAAAAGAGAAAUAACCGAGGUGAAGGAAAAAUGUUUAACAAAUAUUUGAUAAUAGCACCGACGACAACAAUCGACUGUCUAAUCACAAAAGUAAAAUGUUAAAAAAAUUUCCGUGACAACUGACAGUAUCAUAAUUCAUAAUUAUUCGCAAUAUCAUGCGAAAUUAAUAUCAGCUGCAUUAAAGGAGACAAUUCCCCGGCCAACGAUAUAUAUAUAAUUUAUUAUCUGUAAUCUAUAUUUGUGGCCGUGGCAUUUUAAUUUUUUAGUAGAAUACCAGUGUACCAUAAUCAUUUUUCAUAUUGGAAACGAGUAACUAGUAUAUUAUAAAAAUUAUUAUUAUCAUUAAUUCGUAAUUUAAACCGGUUAUAAAUGGUUUGAAGCCUUGUUUUCAAUUAUAUUUAAAAAUUACCAAAAUCAGAAUUUGAAUAUAAUAUAAAUUAUGCGUAAUUUGAUAAAAAAAAAUUGGAUAACCAAGUUUAAAAAACCACUGCCUAAAUAUAUUAUUAUUAUAAUAUUUUAUCACAUUUUAGAUGAAGAAAUUGGAGGUAUUUUAGGCAUGGCUCAUUUUGUUAAAACAAAUGCAUUCCGUUCAUUGAAUGUUGGAUUUACUCUAGAUGAAGGCUUAGCCAGUAUAAAUGAUGUUAUUCCUUUGUAUUAUGGCGAAAGAACAAUUUUGCGUCAGUAUACUUACUAUAUCUAUGUAUUUAAUUCUUCUUCUUCUUUAUCUUCAUCUCAAGCUAACUAAUUAGGGUCGGAGAUUCUUGUUCUAAACUUCCACUUAAAGUUCCACUUGAUCUCCCAUCUCACAUACACCAGCUAUUCUCAUAUCAUUCUCAAUCGCAUCCAAUUAUAGUGGCGUAAUUGGGGGGACAAGGAACACUCACUUCCUUUGAAAUUGUGUAGUGUGGCAAAGAUACCAUUUAUUCCCCCAACCAGAUAAUCCAACAGUACAAAUCUUUGAAUCUUCUUAAAUUAAGAAAGAAUGUAAUAUAUUCACCUGCAAUUAUAAAAUAUGUGUGAUUAAUAUUGAUACUACUUGCAUAUUUAAACUACUUAAAGCACCUUUUUAUUAAUGAACUCAUAUGUCUCAUAACUCCUAUAUCUGUACUUACGUAUCAGUUUAUUUAUUGCCAAUGAAAAAAUAAUUCUAAGCAAAGCUAUGGUUGUACAUUUUUUAAAAGGCCAUAAUAUUUACGAUUUGAAAAUAAUAUGUUUUGUACAUUUUCUCGUUUUUCCCCAUUUAUUGUGAAACCCUCUUCGAUUUUUAUCUAGUUACGUCACUAUCUAAACACCUCUUUUUCAAUUUUCCAUUAGUACCUUUAAUCCUAAUAUACAUAAAUAUAUCUAUACCUCUAAAUUUUAACACGCUUUUUUGAAUAAAUGUGUAACAGAAUUUUAUAUUCGAAGCUCGGGUACUCCUGGACAUGGCUCAUUACUUCACUAUAAUACUGCUGCUGAGAAAUUAAUGUUUGUAGUAAAUAAAAUAUUAGAUUGGCGAACAUCAGAAAAGAUGAAACUAUCCCAAGGAAUGGACAUUGGACAAGUUACAUCUGUGAACAUGACAAUGUUGAAUGGUGGAAGCCAGCUUAAUGUAGUACCACCAGAAUUGUCAGCUGGUUUUGAUGUUCGAAUGGCUACAGAUGUUGAUUACCGUAAUAUAUUAAAUACCAUAACAGGGUGGUGUCAAGAAUCUGGUGAUGGUGUAUGGCUAGAGAUUUGCAAGAGAAAUGAACAAACUACACCUACUAAAUUAGAUGAUUCAAAUCCUUGGUGGUUAAAGUUUAAAAAUGAAUGUAACAAAAUGUAAGUGAAUAUAUAAUAUCUUAAGUCCAAAGGCAAUUUAGUUAAUUUCACAAAUAAAUUUUAAAAUUACAAAAAAGUAGGAAAAAUUAUAAAAAGAAUUAAAAAAAAUGUAGAUACAUAAGUUAUUUUUCCUUAAGACCAAAUUAUGCAAUAUUGUAUUUUGACAGUAACUUUAUAAAGUUGAAUACCUAAUGAUAAUUUAUUAAUAAUUCUGUCAAAUUUAUUUAUAAAGCACCUAGUAACAUUGAUUAAAAAUAUGUAUAAUAUAAUUCAAAUAAUAAUAUUUAAAAUCAUUACUAGCACAUAUAGGUACAUAUUAUGUCCCACCAAUAUUUCAAAUUCACCAUAUUCAACUUUAAAUCAAACUAAUACAUUUAUUAAUAGGUAAAUAUCAUAUAUAUUUUAAAUUAAAAAUUCAUUUUUUAAUAGUACAAUAGUUACUACAAUCAUUUUUUUUUUUUUUAUAAUUGAGUGAUAAUUUUAAUUUAAUUUAAUUCAACAAUAAGUAAUAUUUGUUCAACAUACAAAUCUCACAAGUUAAACCAUAAACUGAGUCCAUAAUGUUGUGACAUAAAAUGUACCUAUGUAUAAUAAUUAACAAUAGAUAUCUUUUUAUUUUUCAGGGGUUUAAAACUGAAACCAUCCAUUUGUCCUGCAGCUGGUGAUAGCAGAUAUAUAAGACAAGUAAUUAUACCCAAUAAUAAUUACCAAGUUCUAAUAAAUUUAUUUUCUUUCAAUGAAAUUUUAGCUUCAAAUGGUUAAUUAUAGAACACUAUAAAAUUUGUGUUCACAUUUAUUAUUUAUUUUAAAUUAAAAGCUUAUACACUUUCGAUAGACUUUAAUCUGUUAACCAUCUCCACAUUAUUGAUCUAAUCCUUAUACUUGAUGCUUGUUAUUCUAGAAAAUGUUGAAUGUUUUAAUGUUAAAUGUUUAUUACCUUUACUAAGUACUGAUAUCUAAAUACAAUUAUUAUGAAAAAAAUUACUAUGAUGAUUCCAAAAUAUUGAUAAUGGUCAAAUUCGUUUUCAGAUUGGUAUCCCUGCACUUGGAUUUUCACCAAUGACAUACACAAAAAUACUUUUACACGAUCACGAUGAAUAUUUAAACGAAAAAACAUUUUUGAAUGGAAUUGAUAUUUACUACAAUAUAAUUAAGGCUUUAGCAACUGAAUAA
Cinara cedri is the source of this 7641-nucleotide messenger RNA. The record is from the annotation of a GenBank genome assembly. Lineage: Eukaryota; Metazoa; Arthropoda; Insecta; Hemiptera; Aphididae.